AUGGCAAAUAUUCAUUGUGAAGUAUAUGAAGAUGGACUUUCAAGUAAGGACCAAGAAUCUCUUUUAUCCAAACUUAAUCAGGUGAAAGUUAUGAUAUUUGGGAAUCCAGGUGAUGAUCCUCAUAGAAAAUCAGUCAUUAAAUUAAUUCAUUCAUUGAAUGAAAAGGGUAUUACAGAAAGUAUGAUUAUUAACAUGCCAAAAAUGGCUUUAGAAUGUCGAAAAUGUUCAGCAGAAAUUAUUAUUAAUUUACUUCAAAGAAGGACAAAUGGAAUGUUUCCUAUGGCUGAAUUUUUGGCUACAAAACCACACCUUUUAUCAUCGUUAAUUAGUGGUUUAGCGUCAACUGAUACCGCUUUUAUAUGUGGAAAUAUUCUUCGGGAGUGUUUGGUUUUUGAAAAAUUGACACGUGUUAUUUUAUUUUCAAAAGAUUUUUUAAAAUUAUUUAACAUGAUUACAAUGGAAAGUUUUGAAAUUGCAUCUAAUUGCUUAAGUUUAAUAAAAAACAUUCUUACUAGUUUUAAGGAUACAGUUAGUCAAUUUUUAGAAAAGAACUAUGAAAAAUUUAUUCAUAGUUACAAUGAAAUGUUAUCAAAGGCAAAUUAUUUUACAAAAAGAGAAUGUUUGAAAUUGUUAUCAGAGCUUUUAUAUUCUAUUAAAGCUCCAAACUUCCGACAAUAUUAUUUUUAUAAUGUUGGAAAUUUAAAGAUGAUUAUUAAUGAUUUAUCAAAUGGUAGCAAUGGAAUUCGUUAUGAAGCUUUUCAUAUUUUUAAAAUUUUAAUUUGUUCACCUGAUCAUUCCAGAGAAAUUUUAGAAUAUUUAGAGGGUAAUAAAACUGAAAUCAUUAAUAUAAUGAAUAAUUUUCCUCAUAAUUAUAAAAAUGAUGGACAAUUUGAGGAAGAAAGGAAAUAUCUUAUAAAUUAUAUAACUAAUUUAAAAUAUAAAAAAUAA
Strongyloides ratti is the source of this 948-nucleotide messenger RNA. Its product is annotated as Protein Mo25. The transcript is spliced from 2 exons. Bases 1 to 948 code for a protein of 315 amino acids. Gene Ontology annotation, molecular function: protein serine/threonine kinase activator activity. Lineage: Eukaryota; Metazoa; Nematoda; Chromadorea; Rhabditida; Strongyloididae. Gene Ontology annotation, biological process: intracellular signal transduction. The record is from RefSeq and is a predicted model, not a curated record.